Molecule: messenger RNA, 800 nt
Organism: Lolium rigidum
Lineage: Eukaryota; Viridiplantae; Streptophyta; Magnoliopsida; Poales; Poaceae
Product: pectinesterase inhibitor 8-like
Exons: 1
Coding region: 48-614 (188 amino acids)
Molecular function (GO): enzyme inhibitor activity
Source: RefSeq, a predicted model, not a curated record
GAAACGAAACCCACUUGGAUCUUGCGAAGCAGAGCUAGCAACCAGCAAUGGCGAUGCGGCCAUCCUGGGCUCGCAUUCUCGUGGCCGCGGCCGCCAUCGCCGCCGUGGUUGCGCCGGGCGGCGUGGACGCGACCCCAGAGACGACGUGCAGGGCUGCGGCGGAGGCCGACCGGCGCGUGGACUACGGCUUCUGCGUGUCCAAACUGAGCCAGCACCACGACAGCCCCGACGCCGACACGUGGGGCCUGGCCAAGGUGGCCGCCGACGUGGGCGUCCUCGUCGCCAGCAACGGCCUCUACGACAUCAAGGCCAUGCUCGCCGGCAAGGCGCCGGUCCCGGCCGCGGGUGGCAAGCAGGCGGUGCGCGGCCCGCUGGAGCGGUGCGAGGCGCUGUACGACCGGAUGGGGUCCGCGUUCGCGGAGGCCUACGACGGCAUCGACCGGCGCGACUACGCGGCCGGGAAGGAGAAGGCGCUGGAGGCGGCGUCGCUCGCGCGCCGGUGCGGCGACGCCUUCGCCCGCGCCGGCGUCGUCCCGUCGCCGCUGGCGAAGCAGGGCGCGGACUCCGUCCAGAUGGCGAUCAUCUGCACGGCCGUCACCAGCCUCAUCAAGUGAUGCAUAUGCCAGUGCCAGUUAGUGUUGCAGUUGCCGGAUCGAUCGUCGACCGUGAUCCGAUGUUGUAAACGAGCUUUGUGUGUGUGUGUGUCCCUGUAGCCGCAUCGAGGCCGUUGAGGCGUUGAUGAUGUUUCUUCGGUGCUAUAGCGAUCGAUUAGAAGGAAAUAAAAGUGCGUGAUUUCAUCC